Entrophospora sp. SA101 is the source of this 1113-nucleotide messenger RNA. NCBI's taxonomy places the organism in Eukaryota, Fungi, Glomeromycota, Glomeromycetes, Entrophosporales, Entrophosporaceae. The record is from the annotation of a GenBank genome assembly.
AUGCUUAAAAGCAGUACAAAAGUGAACAUUGUUAAAAGAAAUACUAGAAAUACAUCCGAACCGUCAUCUUCAGCUACAUCUACUACUUCCAAAAAGAAAUUUAAAUUCAAUGUAACUGAAUUUAAGUAUGACGUAAUUAGAAAGUAUCAGACAUGUGUUGAAAAUAAUUUGAAGCCUUGGAUUGUUUUAAUAGAUGAUGCUGAAGUAGACAUAUGCUUUGAUGUAGAUGAAUUUGUAGAAAUGACAAAGUUUAAGAAUCAAUGGUUUCUUCCUUCAAACAAUAUCAAAUGUUAUAUAGAUGAUUUGAUUAAAUCUAGCAAGACAUCUAGUACAAGGCUUUUAGAAAGCAUACAAUCUGAAGAUGAGAUUUUACAAGUGGCUUCACUAGGAGAACUUCACCAAUUGUUUGCUAAAAUUUGGAGGAAAGAACAAUAUGAUAAUAGAACUGAUGGUGAUAACACCAUUUUCGAACCUACAUUCUCACAUGAUGUAAUUGAUAAAAUAAUGUUCUGUUGUGUUCAAGAUAUAGAUAAAAAAGAACAAGCAGAAGAUGGAAAUAUCAAUUAUGAGACACAUUUGAGUUAUGAUCAAUGGGUAAAUUCAUUAGAUAAUAAAUCUAAGUCAGAGAUGAAGCAAAACAGUCGUCGAAUCCCAGACUGUAUGAGUAUUAUAAAAGUUGGGUCAGAUGAGUAUGAGUUUCUUUAUAAUGAGAUUAGUGGUCCACCCUAUAAUAUUGAUCAAAAAAAAGUCGAAAGAGAUAGAAGAAAAUUAAUAAGAUACAUGAGGAGAAAUAAGGAAGGUCAAAUUAGCAAAUUUUUGAAAAACUUUGGAACUUCAUUAAAACUUUUAAUGUAUGAAAAUCAAGAUUUCUUGUCUUGCGUAUACACUUUAUUUGAAGUCAAGAUACUGAUUGAAUCCUACUCAACUAUUGAUGAAAAAAGAAAUUUUUUCCUUGCUUACUCAAUGUUAAUAAAAAUUGUAAUUUAUGCAGUAAGGAAAUUUGAAGAAAUUGAAGUUGAAUUGGAAAAAAAUCGUAGCAUUUUCAACACAAAUAUUACUACUAAAUUAAAUAGAGAAAUCUAUGCUGAAGUAGAUAUUUUUCCUUCACCAUAG